Musa acuminata subsp. malaccensis (wild Malaysian banana) is the source of this 1721-nucleotide messenger RNA. RefSeq lists its product as uncharacterized. The record is from RefSeq and is a predicted model, not a curated record. NCBI's taxonomy places the organism in Eukaryota, Viridiplantae, Streptophyta, Magnoliopsida, Zingiberales, Musaceae.
UCCGUCUCGGAGUUCUCCACCUCAUGCCGUCUCCUUUUCUCUCACCCUUCUUUCCUAUUUCCUCACGCCAAGUAGAGAUCCGGGGUUAGGGUUCUUCGUCUCUUCCACGCACUCUUAGCGCUUCCUCUCCCUCCGGGGAAUCUUUGACAAGGUACUGCCUUAUGAAUGAACACUUAGGUAAUGGGUGGUGAGCAAGUGGUUUAUCAGGUUUACUGGCAAAGGAUGAAUCAGAUGUAAAUAUGUUUGUAGUGCACCGAUGCAACUGUGUUAAAGAGUAUUUACAACGCAUAGAAUUGUGAGAAGUGGGCUGAGUUCUAAAUUGUCUGCAAAAGGAGACAGUGUAGCAAGCCACUUUUACUUGUUGUCUUCGGUCAUCAGGAGUUCUACCAAGCUAGCAAAACCAUAUUUUCCAGGCUAAAGUGGUUAUAGAUGCUUCUAUGUACACCUGUGUUAUCUCUUGCAACUAUAGAAAUGAUAUGUAUAAUAGAUAUGGAUUGCUGAAGAGUGAGAGAAUUGGAGGCAGAGGAACAGAUAGAUCUAAAUGAAAAUUUCUACUAAAAAAAGAUUGAGAUGGCCUUAUGCGCAUUCAACAAGAAAGCAUUGAAGCCCAACACUUACGCUUUGGACCUGGAGAACAUAAAACUGGAUUUCAAUUGGGAAGAUGUGACUUGCUCCAUCUGUUUGGAUUUUCCUCACAAUGGGGUACUACUUUUUUGCUCUUCGUAUGAUAAAGGUUGUAGGCCAUUCAUGUGUGAUACUGGUAAAAACCACGCAAAUUGUUUGGAGCGUUUCGUAAGUGCAUAUGGAGUGCCUGCUGUUGUAGAAGUCACAGCUGCUGCAAAUGGUGUUUAUAUGGUAUGCAUUCAAGAAACAUCUUCGAGCCCGACCAGCCAACCGACCUGCCCGCUGUGUAGGGGAAACGUAACUGGGUGGCUCAUUAUUGAUGAAGCCCGUGCCAACUUGAACAUGAUGAAGCGAUGUUGUGAAGAGAGACACUGUACAUAUGUUGGCAACUUUUCUGAGCUCCAGAAACAUGCUCAAUUAAAGCACCCCUAUUCCUACCCUUCCAAAAUUGAUCCUGCACAUAAACUAAACUGGGAAAACUUCCAGCAGUCAUCAGAGAUCAUAGAUGUCUUGAGCACUAUACAUGCAGAAGCACCUCAUGCAGUGGUAAUGGGAGACUAUGUCAUUGAAUAUGAUGAUUCAGAAUUUAAUGAUGAGUAUGAACAUUUUCAUAGGAACAGGGGAAAAUGGUGGACCUCUUGUAUAUCUUGUAAAUUGUUCUCAAACUUUAGGGGUUCGAGAAAUCAGCGAGGGUCCAGAAGGCGUUCCCGAAGCAGUCAUCGAUCAAAUUCUGAUGGUUUCUAUGUAGGUGAAGGUUCUUCAAGAUCUGUAGAGAUAAGAGAGUACAGAUUUGCUGAAGCUGAUGAUGAACUUGCACAAAUUGGUGCUGACGCUGGUGUUGGUGCUGCAACAUCACUGGUCAUUCCCAGCCACUACAGAUAUGGGAGGCGCAGUUUCCGUUUCUAUGAUCGGUGACCACCAGGAAUCUCCAGCUGCUAGUCAGUCCCGUUAGGACAAACUUUCCUUCGUUUUAGAUUCAGAUUCUUUCUGGUUGAUAUAGGAUUUGCUUGUUGAUGUUUAUCUGUGAAUAUAUUGUUAGCAUAACACAUCUGGCAAUCCUUAAUCAAAUAUUUGUGGGUGCAUUGAUGCGAUUUGUU